ACUCCAAGGACAAGGAGCAGCAACAUACCCCCUGCCCCUUCUGCUGCCCCCCCACAACCAGGGGGACCCCGAGCUGAUGUUCAGGGGUCCAAACAGGAGCUUCUCAGAGGUUCCACAGGCUCUUUGGGUGCAUGUAGGGGGUCAGCCUGGAGGGUCUCAGCGGCGUCCCAACACCUGGGGACCCAGGUGGCACCAGCAGAGGUGGGAGAGCGGUGGGCCCAGCCCCUGCAGUGCUGUUGACACCCAUCACUGCCACCUCCACGGGGGCAUCCCGUGGUGACAGAUCCCAUGGAUCCCAUGCUAACACACCCCCCCAGCCCCUCUGCUGACCCCAGAGGGACAGGGCACGGCUGGGGCACCGUGGGGACGCCUUGGAGCAGCCCCCCCGUCCCCCCGUCCCUCCCCAAUCCCAUGGACGAGCUGCUGCCUGGGGAGGUGUCAUGGCGGCCCCUGUGCCCCGGUAGGUGUCAUGGCGGGCGCAGGAACCGGAAGAGCCGCGUCACGUGAUGCUCCCUCUUCCGGGUGCGGGCGGUGGGAGCGCCCGGUAGUGGCGGGGAGGGCACUGGGAGAACUGGGGAGAACUGGAGGGGAACUGGGGGCACAAGGAGCUCGAGGGGUGCCCAGAAAAGGGCACUAGGGGCCCACAGGGGGUACAGGAAUAACUGGGGAUGCUGUCGCGGGGCCGGCGGCUCCUGCGCUCCUGGAAAUCCCUGUUCACGGGGAGGCUCCUGCUCCUCACCAACACCCUGAGCUGCGGGGGCCUCCUGGCAGCUGGAGAUUCCCUGCAGCAGGAAUGGCACCGCCGGAGGCACCCGGAGAGCCAACACCAGCUGGGCCGAACUGUGCAAAUCCUCCAUCCCUGCCCCUGGUGUCGUUCCCAGGUCGGAUGUUUGCCGUUGGCUGCAGCAUGGGCCCCUUGAUGCACUACUGGUACCUCUGGCUGGACUCGGCGUUCCCGGCGCGGGGCGUGCGGAGCCUCCGGACGGUCCUGAAGAAAGUCCUCAUCGACCAGCUCGUGGCAUCACCCGGCCUGGGCGCCUGGUACUUCCUGGGCAUCGGCACCCUGGAAGGUCAUUCUCUGGAGGAGAGCUGGGAUGAGCUCAAGGAGAAAUUCUGGGAGCUUUACAAGGCCGACUGGUGCGUGUGGCCGGCGGCUCAGCUCCUCAACUUCCUCUUCGUCCCUCCCACCUACCGGGUGGUUUAUGUCAACGUGGUCACCCUGGGCUGGGACACCUACCUGUCCUACCUCAAACACAGGCCUAGAGCCGCUCCAAGCCCCAAGCAGGACUCUCCUCAGGAGGAGCAGCAGCGCAGUGCCAGGGCAUAGAGAGGUGGAUGUGGCGCUUCCAGAGGCUCCUGCCUGCAGCAAAUGGCAUUUUUGGGGGGGGCAUUGUGGCCCCUGGGGAUUGAUCAACCCAAGGGGAGUGAUGGCUGGAGACCACCAAGGCCAGACCCCCCCCCAGCCACGUGCCUCUUGCUGAUUAACCCAUCUGCUAAUUAGGAUGGGUUGGGGUUGUGUUGGUAACAAUCUCCUGUUGCAGGAUGACCUGUAAAGUGAUUUCUUCUGGGAUUUACCCCUGGAGCCGGGGUGAGGAGCUGCUGCAGCCCCCAGGAAAGGGCUCUGGUGCUUUCCCUGGCUGCUCCAGGCUGGAUUUGUUCCCUCUCUCCAGAGCAAACUUGCUCCUCUCCAACCUCCUCAGAUCCACUCCAGCCACUCAGAUCCUCACUAAUUAAUCAGGAAGGAAUUCUUCCCUGUGAGGGUGGGCAGGCCCUGGCACAGGGUGCCCAGGGAAGCUGUGGCUGCCCCUGGAUCCCUGGAAGUGCCCAAGGCCAGGUUGGAACAACCUGGGCUAGUGGAAGGUGUCCCUGCCCGUGGCAGGGGGUGGCACUGGAUGAGCUUUGUCCUUCCACUCCAAAGCAUUCCAUGAUUCAUUUUGCCUGCUUGGCAGAGGGAGGAUGCCCCUCUGCAGCUCCUCGUUCCUUCCCCUCCUGCUUUUUGUCUUGCAGCUCAAGGAUGGAAUCACUCCACUCCCCCACCCUCUGCUCCUGUUCCCCCCAUUCCCCCCUUCCCACCCCCCUGGCUGUGGGGGCUGGAGCCUCCCAGCUGGGAUAUAAAUAGGGGUGUGAUCACACCAGUCUGCUCUGCCGAGCCUGGGAGGCAGCUGGGAGGGGGGGUUGGAGGCAAAUUUUAGCAGGAUUUGGACCAUCCCAUCCUCCUUCUCCCAGCCCUGGGCGAGCUGGACACUCCCUGCAUCAGCCAGGAGCUGAAUUAUUUCCAGUAUCAAUGAAAACUGCCUAAAUGUGAUUUUUUUUUUUCCUUAGUUUUCAAGCUGUGCCUUAAGGCUCUGCUCUUGUGCCUCCUGGUGUCACAGCCCUGGAGGGACACAAUCCCUCCUUCCACAGCAGCAGGAGCCAGUUGGGGAAUAAUAAUUAAAAAAAAAAAAAAAAAACAACAACAAACCCCAGAUAAUUUUGGCUCCUCUCUGGCAACUCAGGGACACCCCAGAGCAGAGGGUGCACCCCACUGUCCCCUCUGUGCCCACAACGACCCCGAGGGACCUGUGUGAUCAGCAUCAAUUUAUUUCUUCACAACAUUUCUUUUUAAUACAGUGAUUUUUAGGAAAUUGUACCCUUUUUUUUUUUGUUUUGUUUUUUUUGACACUUUUGACAUUUGUACAGUACAGUGUAACUCUUCCAUAAGUAAACUUCACAAAAAAGAGGGAGGGGGCUGGAAAAGGGGGGAGAGGGAGGAAGAUGGAAUUAUGGGAGGGGAGGGGAAAGAGGGGAAGGGGAAAAAAAAACCCUGUGAAAUAAAAGACACGGCGCUCCAAGAAAAAAAAAAUAAAUAAAGGGCAGCUCUUGUCAUUGCUACGGGAAUAUCCACUUAUUCACAGUCUCCACAGAAGCACAGUACUACAGGAACACGAGAUUCCCAAAUCCCUGGAGCAAACCAGCAACACUCUGCUCGUCCCCCCCCCCUCCAAACCCCGGGGCUGAUUCACUCCAGGUCUCUUGGCCUCGCUGAUGUUACUUAAUGAACUCAUUUCCUUUUAAAUCUUUUAAAUAAUAAGAGAUUUCGGUUUGUU
Messenger RNA from Pseudopipra pipra, 3086 nucleotides. RefSeq names its product MPV17 mitochondrial inner membrane protein like 2 (gene MPV17L2). Gene Ontology annotation, cellular component: cytoplasm; membrane; mitochondrion. NCBI's taxonomy places the organism in Eukaryota, Metazoa, Chordata, Aves, Passeriformes, Pipridae. The transcript has 6 exons. The record is from RefSeq and is a predicted model, not a curated record. Bases 794 to 1327 code for a protein of 177 amino acids. Gene Ontology annotation, biological process: cellular response to reactive oxygen species; mitochondrial ribosome assembly.